This is a messenger RNA of Phoenix dactylifera (date palm), 2044 nucleotides long. RefSeq names its product zinc finger protein ZAT9-like. Gene Ontology annotation, biological process: regulation of DNA-templated transcription. Gene Ontology annotation, molecular function: DNA-binding transcription factor activity; transcription cis-regulatory region binding. The record is from RefSeq and is a predicted model, not a curated record. Gene Ontology annotation, cellular component: nucleus. NCBI's taxonomy places the organism in Eukaryota, Viridiplantae, Streptophyta, Magnoliopsida, Arecales, Arecaceae.
GCGUUGGGUAACGGAUGGAAAGAAAUCGAGCGAUUGGCGGGAGCUUAGCAUGAUCCAGCAAGGGAUUCGUGGGGUCGUAGCCUCGACCACGACCCGUUGUGAUCCCGAAAUCAUCUCCUCUCCCUUCUCUCUCUCUCUCUCUCUCUCUCUCUCUCUCUCUCUCUCUUAUGGGAGACUGCUUCUCCUCCGCUUUCUCUUGCCACUGUUUCGCCUUCUCCUCUGUUCUCUCUUCGGAGCGCUCUGUCACUGGUAGUAGAGAAAAGACCAGAAGGUUACGAGAUUUUGAUCCCUCUCUUUUCUUCGCAAUCUGGGCGACGGUUUUUGCUCUCUUUCGAUAUCUUUCCAGUCUCUUCGAUCCGGGCCACUCCUUUCUGGAUCUAAUCCGGUGGAAAGCUAGCUCCUUGGAGCUGAUGGCUUGGUGAAAUCUGCUGGGUCUCACUCGUUUCGUCUCUUGUGCUCAUCUGCCCUGUUCUCAGAUUCGUCGUGGCUUUUCGGAAACUGAAAAGGAGAGAGGAGGCAGUUAUCUGCCAUCAAGAAAAUGGGAGCCCAUCCCGUGGACGGAAGAAGCUAUUACCAGAGCGAGGCUCCGGCUUUGGGGCCGGAAGACGGAUCGGUCGCCGCAAAUGGGAAGCUGGCGAAGACCAGGUUUCGGAUUCGAUUAAACAAGUGUGAGAAGGCCGGCGAGCAGAACGAAGAGGCAGCUCGUGAAGAAGCGGUCUCUUCUGACCGGAGCUUACGAAGAGCCUCCGAUGGUGACAUGAGAGCUCGCCAUGUCUCCAAUGGAGAGCUCGCAGAUGAUCGAGACGAACACACCGAAUCUCAGAACGUCGCAGAUGGCACAGUCGUCGAGGAUCCCGGGAGCUCCGAAAGCAAGAACGGAGGUGAUAACGUGGCUGAGGGGCCUCCUACUUGUGCCGUGUGUGGGAAGACCUUUCCUUCGUUGAAAGCAUUAUACGGUCACCUGAGAUGCCAUCGUCAAAGAGACUACAGGGGGGCGCAUCGGCCACCCGAAGCAAAGAAGAAGAGGAAGAAGAAGAAGAAGAUCCAAAUAGGCGCCGGUUCUUCAUCCAACAAAGCGCUGACCGCAAAGAGAGGUCACAAAGGGAUUCUCGACUUGAAAGACCCUGAAGCCAAUGCAGCUGAAAUUCUGUUGCAGAUGUCAAGGAGCAACAAUCUGCGACCUACGCCAUGCAAUAUAGGAAGAGGAAAGAGGAAAGAGAUGGAUGAGGAUGCCAUGCAUUCCGAGAAUGCAGAUGGGAUCGAAGGCGAGUGCACUGGUGUGGAAGCAUCAAGCAGCCAGUCUGUGUUCGAAGGAGAAGUCAAGAAGGAGAAGAAGAAGAAGAUCAAAGAUCUGGAAUCAGUGCAUGAAUCCAGUCCACCAACUCGAGAUAGAAGAUACCGCUGCAGAAUCUGCGGCAAGUCUUUCUCUACCCACCAGGCACUGGGGGGUCAUAUGGCGAGUCACAACAAGAGCAAGAACAAUUCGGAAGAAGGGGAUGGGACAGAAGACAGCAACCUGGCCCAUGCUGAUGAGGAAUUGGCCGAUUCAAACACUUUGGUGCCCGGAACAGCAACCACGGAACACCGAUGCAAGACUUGCCAAGCGGCGUUCCCCACAGGGCAGGCCCUCGGCGGGCACAAGAGGAAGCACUGGAACGGUCCGGCGAUGGCGUCGGCGACGGUGGCGCCCCCACCACCAGCACCAUCAUCUGAGAGUGUUAAGGAGGCAAACAAUGUACCUUCACCUUCUGCACCAUCAUCUGAGAGUGUUAAGGAGGCAAACAAUGUGCUGCUUGGCAUUGACCUCAAUGAAAUGCCAAUGUUGGAAGAUGAAGAACCGUAGUCUAGAAAUUCUUAUCAUGCUCUAUCGUAGGACUAGAGCAGAUGACAUUUGAACCUUCAAUCUGGUUUUCAGUUAGUAGGGUAUAUGACUUGGUGAUCAAAUAUUAAAGCUCCAAAUUUUGUAUUUAACCAGUUGUUAUUGGGUCGCAGCUGGUGGAGCUGGUGGAGCUGGUAGAACUUGGUUGUGAAAAAGGAACCUUUG